UUCAUCAUCCGUUCAUGCCGUUGCAGCUGUCCACACGUGCUUACGUGGAGAUCGUUGUCAUUUUUAUAUUUGUCGAAACGCGAGUGAUGAACCACAAGAGCAUUGCAUAGAAUAAACAACAAGCAUUAAAGCAUAUAACAAUGCAGCAACAAACGCCUUCUUCGAGUAGUGGUAUCCCAGCGCCGCCGAAACCAAGGCAGGUGAAGUUGACGAAUCCGUUGCUUUCGGCCGCGGCUACCACUGACUUUCCUUUCCCAGGAAUUAUUCCUAUGCCGGUCACACCUGCUAGUCCAGCUAUACUUCGGAAGGAACUUGAUCCACCUGUCGAGCUCGAUAAUUUUAUUAGCCAAGGGCCGCCAAAACCACCAACACCAGUUUUACAAGAUCCUUCACCGCCUCAACAGCAACCACAUCAACAACAAGAACCUCAAAAGCAAGGUUACUUUUCGUCGAUACUUUCUUCAUUGCCAAACCUCUCAUUGUCUACGAUCACCAGUGAAGAUUCAAGACUUCAACCACUACAGCAACAACCGCAGCAUCAUAAUUCACGUACGAGUCAAUAUUUAUAUCCAACAGGAGCUAAUCAUCCACCGAGUCAGGGUGAUUUUAACGCUGGUCCGCCUACAUUAUCGCAACAACAGCAGCAACAGCAAUCAACACCAAAACCUCCUCCUUCUGGCUUUCCACCUAGCGGAGGUGCCGGAUCAUACCGUUUGGGCAACCAACGUCGUUUGAAGUAUGCACCACCGCCAGAUCUAACAACCUCGCCUCAGCAACAUCACUGUCAGCCACUAUCAUCACCAAUCAUAUCGUUUCCAUCAGCGCCAAACACAGCACCACCGACGUUCUUCAAUCCAGCUUCUGGUCAGACUCCACUUUUAGAUACUUACAGUCCUUCAGCACCACCACUGAGUGCACAAUCGAGCCAAGGCAGUUCUUUGCACAAUUCAUUCAGAAAUAGCCCAGUCGGUACGUCUCACAGUAGUGUACCUAGUUUUCAAUCAUCGACAGCUCCGCAGUCCAUACCUUUGAGAUUACCUGAACCGGCGACUCCACAGAAUACACCUGCCGAUUUUGCAUUCUCAGGAUUUAGUGCUUACAGACAGCAGCAGGUAGAAGUGUUAAACCCAUUUGCUGAACCAUCUAAGAGUAUAGUAGCGCAAACUGCUACUUUAUCUUCGAUUAAAGAGGGUAUUACAAGCUCGGAGGAUAAAACAUUCACACCAAUUUCCGCGGCAAAAGUUACUGAAAAACUCGAAAAUUUCAUUGCUGAGCAGAAUGAUGAUACUUUAUCAGUCAAGUCGGAAUUAUCGGCAGAAGUAGCUACGAUUACAGCUGGUAUUGUCGCACAGGAGAAACAGAAACAAAUUAUAGAGGAGUUGACGGAGAUUGAUUUGAAUGCGACUAGUAGUUCAGAAGUAUUGCUUAGCGAGAAUGAGACGCAACAGUCGUUGAUUGUAGAACAAGAGCAGAGCUUGGAAUCACUAGCUGUACCUUCGGCGAUUGGACUUUUCGAGGCAGAUACUAGUGUACCAAAUUUUUCAUUUCAACAGUCGCAGCAACAACAACAAUCACUUACUAAUCCUUUUUCGGAGCAGCAACAGCAAGCUAAUACCGAUCUUUCCUCGUUCCAAAAACGACAGCAGCAGCAGUCUGCUACGGAUCCUUUCUCAUUUCAGCAACAGCAACAGCAGCAGCAGCAGCCACCGCCACCGCCGCCGCCGCUGCCGCAACAACAACAGCCGCAGCAAUCGCAAUCAGUUUCCGAUCCCUUUGCGCUCGUUCAGACAUCGUCUACGUCAAGAUUUACUAAUAAUAUACCGAAUUUAUCGGGACCGCCAAACAUCGAUUCGAGUAGUUCGCAAAUCGAACAACAAAAAAACGAUGGCGAUCUAGUAGACUUGAUGCCACAAUAUAUAUGGGGUUCUAAUGAGACUUUGAAUUAUCCGUCGGUAUUAAAUCCAAUUUACGGUGCGUCGCAACAGCAAGCACCAGCUUUCUUCAAUUCCUCGCAAUUUGAAAAUACUUCGCAUUCAUUCUCACCAACAUCCGCGAACACAUAUGCACCAUCACCUACGAGAAUCAAUAGCAGUUCAAGUGUGCAACUGUCGUCAAUUUCAUCAAAUAACUUUCAUGCAGUACCAGAGCCUACGGGAUCAGCAACGCUCAGCCCUGUACAGAUGUCCGUUAGUCCUCUGACGAGUCGCUCGCCACAAGACACUGUUCCUCCAAGUUUACAAAAUUUAGCAUCAGGUCUUCCAGAAAGACAAAUGCAGUACCGGCCGGUAUAUCAUCACUGGUUUUACCGCCGUGAGGUAGAAGCCAAAACACUAUGGAUUCCAUUUUCUAUGCACGACAGUUUGAACCUCGAAGAUAUUCACAACUCCAACGAAAUUAGUCCGGAAACUAAAGUUGCAACCGAUGGAGGCAGAUACGAUGUCGAAAUUUUGAGACGCCAGCGUUCUCCAGUAUACUGGACAGGCCCUGUAGCCGAAGUACGUCGUUGUUCGUGGUUCUACAAAGGCUCAACUGAGUCGCGUUAUAUACCAUAUGAAGAAAGCGUUGCUGCUAGAUUAGAAGAAGAAUUUAAGCAAGCUUGUACCACUAAUGUUUGGAACAGGCGAGUAGAUCUUAACAAUGGCGAGUACAUUAUUUUCCAUAGUUCAACAGUCCAGGCGCAUUAUCUACAAGCAACCACUCCAGAAUUAGCUGCGUCGUGGGGAAAUAAUACGGGUUCAGAAGACAAUGCGUAUUUGCAGGGAAACACUAGUCGACCUAAGGUCGUUAAACGAGGCCUUGAUGAGUUCAACAUUGAUGAUGGCGAGCCUGAAAGAGUAGACCAUUUGUUGUUUUUGGUUCAUGGAAUUGGAAGUGUUUGCGAUCUAAAAUUUCGCACUGUUGAAGAAGUUGUUGAUGAGUUUCGUAGUAUAUCACUACAGCUGGUACAAUCUCACUAUAAAAACUCUAGUGAACAAGGCAUCGUAAAUCGUAUUGAGGUUCUACCAAUUUCAUGGCACGCAACAUUGCAUUCAGGCAUUGACAAGAAACUUCAAGUUAUCACUUUAGAGAGCAUUCCAAAAUUGCGCCACUUUACCAACGAUACACUCCUCGACAUACUUUUCUACACGAGUCCUAUUUACUGUGAAACAAUCAUGCAAACCGUUGGAAACGAACUAAAUCGAUUAUACUCUUUAUUCAGACAACGAAACCCUGAGUUCGAAGGUAGUGUAUAUUUGGGUGGACACUCGUUGGGAAGUUUGAUUAUGUUCGAUUUGCUGUGCCAUCAAAAACCUUCUACUAAGGAGGAAAAGGAAACUAAUGAUGAAGCAGAGAUUACUAAAGAUACGACUACGGAAGACGUAUCAUUCAGCAAAGCUCUAGCAGCCCCAGUACUAAAACGCAAGCUCAGCAAAAAAGUGAGCUAUGUAAUGGGCACAGCUGGCACUGGACAGCCGUUCAUCAACUACCCACAACUAGCGUUCGAGCCACGAGCUUUCUUCGCACUCGGCAGUCCCAUUGGUAUGUUCGUGACAGUACGUGGUAUCGACACUCUUGGCGAAGACUUCCAGUUACCAACAUGCCCAGCUUUCUUCAAUAUAUUCCAUCCCUUCGAUCCUGUUGCCUACAGGGUCGAGUCACUUAUUAAUUCUGAAGCACAUAAGUACAGGCCUAUGCUUAUUCCUCAUCACAAAGGCAGGAAACGAAUGCAUUUAGAACUGAAAGAAACAAUGGCACGAGUUGGUGCUGAUUUAAAACAACGACUACUAGAAUCUGUGAGAAGUACAUGGAAUUCUGUGUAUCAGUUAGCUAUGUUUCAUAAACAAGAUAACCAGCAGACUUUAGAGCAAGAGAUUGAAAAAGUAGUUGAAGAACAGAUGAACAAACCUCCAACGGAAGCGAUGCAAUCGACGACUGCCGACGAUGCUGGUACCGAUUUGAAAGUUGGCAAACUGAACGGUGGCCGAAGAAUCGAUUAUGUACUCCAAGAGGCUCCUUUUGAGUAUAUUAAUGAGUACUUAUUCGCAUUAACCAGUCACGUUUGCUAUUGGGAAUCAGAAGAUACGAUGCUUUUAAUUCUUAAAGAAAUCUAUGGCUCUAUGGGUAUUCAGACUGAUGCACAAUUACCGCAGCAAAGUUUAUCCAUCGAACGUGUUUCGAUACCGUCGGUUUCAACUAGUCCCAGCAAUGUUACUUCACCUACAGCGCCUUAUGGUAUGGAUCCAACAGUGCCUAUAUCAUUAAAAAAUGUUGGUCCACCUCCGAUGACAGGUUUCGUUAGAAAAUCUUGAUCUAACAUGAAAUCGCAUUAUCAAUGACCUAUAAACAACUAUUUGUAGUUGACAUUAAAAUCAAAAGUUUGAGUUAUUAGUUAUGACGCAUGAGUCAGUAUCCAAAUUAUUAAAAACAAUGGCAAACAUAAAACUAAGUUUAAUAAGGACUAUAACUCGAAUGCUAAUGUUAAACAUAUUUGCUCCACUUACAUUAUUCAUUUUUAUAUCAAAUUGCCAAACUAAUCAAAGCAAAUAAGUAUGAGUAUGAAAUCGAUUGCAGAUUUACAUUAAAUUGUAUUUAAAAUUGUUAAGUUUGAAAUGAUAGACCAUUUGCUAAUGCUCGUUCAGGCCCUAAGAAAUACUAAAAUC
Phymastichus coffea is the source of this 4640-nucleotide messenger RNA. RefSeq names its product SEC23-interacting protein-like. The transcript has 11 exons. NCBI's taxonomy places the organism in Eukaryota, Metazoa, Arthropoda, Insecta, Hymenoptera, Eulophidae. Gene Ontology annotation, molecular function: metal ion binding. Gene Ontology annotation, cellular component: COPII-coated ER to Golgi transport vesicle. The record is from RefSeq and is a predicted model, not a curated record. The coding region runs from base 141 to 4289 and encodes 1382 amino acids.